Molecule: messenger RNA, 819 nt
Organism: Parascedosporium putredinis
Lineage: Eukaryota; Fungi; Ascomycota; Sordariomycetes; Microascales; Microascaceae
Source: the annotation of a GenBank genome assembly
AUGGAUGCCAAAGACGAGGAGGGUGAUAUCAAACUCCAAAAGGAGUCCGCGGAGCUCCUCGCCGAAUUCGAGCGCUUCCUCCCAACCUUUCUCCAGAAGCCGGAUGGCCAUGGCGGGACUCGCCUCCGGACAAGAGUUCGGUCCUGGGACACGGACAGAUCAAUCUAUCGGCUCCUGGCUCCCUUUCAAGAGCUUCCACAGCUUCUUGACCCCCACUUAUCCAAGUUCAUCCCCACGCUCUCCGAGAUAUAUCGACAAUCGCUUGAUCGCCGGGGCCGCACCAGUGCCAUCGUGGUAAACUCGGCGCUUCUUGAACCCGUAUCUCGGGCGGUGGCGAAGCUGCUCUACUCCUUUUGUAAGAUUCGUGGUGAAAAGGUAAUCGUACGCUUCCUAAGCUCGGAAACCAAGUGCCUGGAACCUCUAUUAUGCGCCCUUGAGGAGGCGGAGCAACUACCAGUGGAUCGCCAAAACCCGAAUGACCUCCUCAAAUGGACCUGGCAGGAGAAAUACAUCACUCUCCUUUGGCUGGCUCACCUACUGUUUGCUCCUUUUGAUCUAGCCUCCAUAUCGUCAGUCGAUCUUGAUGAGAUUUCGGCCCCGGUCAUCCCCGGCCUCAACUGGCCGCCCAAUUUACCUGGCAUCACCCUGAGACUGCUCCCCUUGGCUUUCAAAUAUCUUUCUUCGCCUGGGAAGGAGCGGGAUGCCGCAAAGGCUCUAUUGGUACGGAUCUCCAUGCGGACGGACAUGCAAAGGCUAGGCUUGCUGGACGCCUUGGUCAACUGGGCUUUGUGGGUUCUGAGACCCAGCAUUGACCCCUGA